Zasmidium cellare ATCC 36951 is the source of this 2070-nucleotide messenger RNA. RefSeq lists its product as uncharacterized. The transcript is spliced from 4 exons. NCBI's taxonomy places the organism in Eukaryota, Fungi, Ascomycota, Dothideomycetes, Mycosphaerellales, Mycosphaerellaceae. Gene Ontology annotation, molecular function: zinc ion binding; SUMO ligase activity. Bases 1 to 2070 code for a protein of 689 amino acids. Gene Ontology annotation, biological process: protein sumoylation. The record is from RefSeq and is a predicted model, not a curated record.
AUGGCAGCGGCUGGCGGGCACUAUCAACUCCAGCAGCAGAGGCCCAAGUGUGAAGCGGCGAUUAAGAACUGCAUCAACAACGACCUCAAGGAGAUAUGCAAAGCCUACAACUAUCAAGUCUCCGGCACCAAGGCGGUCCUGCAGAAGCGGUGUCUUGAAAUCCUCGACAACGUCGUCAACCGCGGUGAUCAAGCUGGAUUCAACGACCUCUUCUAUCGAGUGAGCAACCACGGACAAGCACCCCCGCGCUCCAGCGCCGCCGCGACUUCGAGCUCAUCGAGCAACUACCACACCAACACCAACGGUGCCUACCACAACGCCACAUCAAUGGCGCCACACCGCGCGCCGGGUCGCAUAGACCCAACGAGAUAUUUCAAGUCGAGUCCAUUCUACGAAGUGCAGGAGGCGGUGCUCCCUGUUCAAGAUCUGCCUGCUGGCGUAGAAAUGCCACAAAAUCGAAACACCAUCCGAGUCGAGCUCAAACUCACCGCCGACCAAGUCUCGCGACUCAAGGCCGACCCCAGCAUGCGACUUCUCCUGUACUGCGGCAACCACUACCAGAUGUCGACUUACCCACGAUCACCGGUGGACGUGGCGUUUCCGAAUCAGAUCGAGGUUAAAAUCAACGGCGACGAGGUUCGCUCGAACUUUAAGGGACUCAAGAACAAGCCAGGAUCGACAAAGCCGGCCGACAUCACCAGCAGCGUUCGGAAAGCAAACGGCUAUCCGAAUCAAGUCGCCAUCACCUACGCCCUGACCAAGCAGCGCUUCAGCUUCAUGGUGCAUCUCGUCAAGUACAUCAGUGCCGAGACACUCACUGAGCGCAUCAAGACUGGAAGGCAUGGCGGCGGCAUCAUCUCCAAGCAGAGGGUUCUCGACGAGAUGAACAGGAUCAACGCAGACCCCGACAUUGCGGCGACUUCUGCAAGGAUGUCUCUCAAAGAUCCCAUCUCCACACUACGAAUCAACCUGCCUGUUCGCUCGGCGGUCUGCAAGCACAACCAAUGCUUUGACGGCUCGAUGUUCAUUCAGCUGCAGGAACAGGCGCCGCAGUGGAGCUGCCCUGUCUGCAGCAAGAGCGUCUCGUACGAGUCGCUGUGCGUCGACAAGUAUUUUGAGGAGAUCCUGCAGAAGACCUCCUCGUCAAUCGAAAAGGUCGACGUGGAGCCGAACGGUGAGUGGCGGAUCAUCAAGGAAGAAGACGAUACGAAGCCGGCCGGACACUCUAGCAGAGCAGGGCGAGCUGCGUACGACGACGACUUUGAUGAUGACUUCAUUGAAGUUGUGGAUCCCAAGGUCAACGGCAAACUUGCUGCCCCGCGACCAACACCUUCUCUGCUGUCACCAAUGCCUGACCAAGGUUUCCCCAUGAACACUCCACCCCUAUCAUCACGUGGUGUAUCAUUAGCUCCAUCAGCGGCAUCCGCAACACAGAGCAACAAGCGACCUGCGAGCGCAGUCAUCGACUUGACGUUGGACGACGAUGAUGAGCCACCGAGGUCGGGAAAGAGACAGCAGACUGGUCCGGGCACGCAGAACGGUAACUCCUCACAAUAUAGCACGCCGAACUCCCUCCCCGAGCAUAGAUAUACUCAACCUCAGUCGGCCGGUCAGAGUCGCGGUACUGAUAGCUACAGGCCAUCAAGUAACGCACCAAGAUCGCUCACCAACGUCCGGACAACCUCGGCCGACUACAAUAACAACCGGCUCUCCAGUGGUGUUGCGAGUGGCCCGGGAUCGCCUUACCGCCCUGCGGGAAGCAUCAGCCCAGGCUUCCCAAGCCACAGCACCGCCAGCAACCAACAACACGCGCAGCAACAGCACGCCAACUGGAACAACCACUCGCGGCCGGCCACUGGGAAUGCGUCCAGUGCGCAGGGCUUCCAACCGUUCUCAAUAAGACAGCAUGGCGCCACGAGCAAUUCAGCAUCUCAGUCUCCGCAGCAGUCGUAUCGGUUACCUCCUAUUCUGUCACAGCCUCAGCAGCAACAUCAGCAGCAGCAGAAUGGGUACAGCGGUGGUUGGCGGAGCGACUAUCAGAGUUACUCCAACAGUCCACCGGGAGGAUGA